Molecule: messenger RNA, 1139 nt
Organism: Pseudopodoces humilis (Tibetan ground-tit)
Lineage: Eukaryota; Metazoa; Chordata; Aves; Passeriformes; Paridae
Cellular component (GO): intermediate filament
Molecular function (GO): structural constituent of cytoskeleton
Source: RefSeq, a predicted model, not a curated record
UUCUCUGGUGCCGUAGAUCCCCAUCCCCGAGCCAUGGUUCACUCCCUGAGCCCCUGCACCGACGGCAGCGCCUCCCCCUGCGGCGUGGCCGUGCCCCAGCCCGUGGCCGACUCCUGCAACGAGCCCUGUGUCCGGCAGUGCCCCGACUCCACGGUGGUCAUUUACCCUCCCCCGGUGGUCGUCACCUUCCCCGGGCCCAUCCUCAGCACCUUCCCGCAGCAGAGCGUCGUGGGGUCCGCGGGAGUCCCCGAAGUCACAGCCGGAGCUGGAGCCGGUGUCGGAGCCGGUGUUGGAGGUGCUUUCGGUGCCGCCCGAACCCCUGGAGCUUCCCAAGUUUGUGGUGGGGCCAGGUGGGCCCGGGGGUACCCAGUUGGGAGCUGCAGACCCUGCUGCUAAAGCCGGGGCACGGCCGCUGGAAGAGGGUGGCCGGCAGGACGCGGAUCCGCGGCUGAGCUCCGGAGCACGGCGUUCAGGGAGAGCUGAGCAUUUGGGGCGGCAUUAAAAGCAUCUGUGGAUGUUUGAAUGCCUCAAAAAUCCAUCCCCAUCCUUCUACCUUUCCUGAUUUUCUGUCUGUAAAGCUUUCCUCUCUUUCCAAGACCUCUGUUCUCAAAGCUAUGGACUGUUCCUGAUUCCCUGGUGGUUUUUUUGGGAUCUUUGUGGUUUCCCACUGUCAGUAGGUUUAGAUUACAUUUUAGGGAGAAAUUAGGAGGGAGUUUUUCCUGUGAGGCCCUGGCACAGGGCGCCCAGAGAAGCUGUGGCUGCCCCAUCCCUGGAAGUUUCCAAGGCCAGGUUGGAUGGGGCUCGGAGAAACCUGGAAUAGUGGGAGAUUCCCUGCCCAUGGCAGGGGUGGAGCUGGAUCACCUUUAAAAUCCCACCCAAACCGUUCUGUGCUUCUGUGACUGUGGCAAAGUCAAGGAUCUCAUCCGAGAUCCACUUCAGAUCUAUUUUUAAGCUCUUUCCAUGGCUACUGAUGGAUAAAAACGGUUCUGCAGUGCCCCAGCCCCUGCUCUGCUGCCGUGCUGCGUGAUCAGGGCUGGGUAUCACCACAGGAGAAGCAACCCCAGACGUUCCCUGAGUCACUCUUGUGGGCAAUUUGUAACCUGUGCUGUGUCUCACCCGUUCCUCCUCAUUAAACCAGA